Molecule: messenger RNA, 2769 nt
Organism: Nothobranchius furzeri (turquoise killifish)
Lineage: Eukaryota; Metazoa; Chordata; Actinopteri; Cyprinodontiformes; Nothobranchiidae
Source: RefSeq, a predicted model, not a curated record
UGUAUCCGGAGGAUGGACCAAUCAUCAUUUAGUUCUGGGGUCUCUGCUUCACCACUUUUAUUUUGUCUUCCUCUCCAGAUCUCACAUCUGUGCUGUAAAAGCCUCUCAGUCAGUGAACACGUAAACAGUAAACAACAACAGCCAGCUGAUGUAGCUACAUGUAGCUCCUGGUCCGUCCAGCAGGUGGCACCAACAACCCAAAGGUUGUUAAGCAGCAGCAGAAAAAGCCGCUAGCAGGUUGCCAUGGAGGCCACUGUAAUCGUAGAGGACCAGGUGGACAUUCAGAUGGAGAACAGGGUGAAGGAGAAGGAACUGGAGGAGCUCUCGCCCUCUGACAGAGAGCCAAAGAUAAUCCACCGCUCUUUGGGGAGGCGGGGUCUACGAGUAACAAGGCGAGGCCCUCCAGAAAAGAGGCGGGGACCUCCAGAAAAGAGGCGAGGCCAGAAACAGAAGAGGCGGGGCCAGAAGGAGAAGUCAGAUGGUGUGACGGUGAAGAGGACAUGGAGUGGUGGGAAGCGGCGCUGGGACAAGAAACAUUACUGUGUUUUCUGCCGCCGGCCGCAGGUGAAGAUCGCUCGCCACCUGCUCAGGAAACAUUGUGAUGAGCAGGAAGUAAUGGAGGCCAGUGUGCUGCCAACAGGUUCCAAACAGCGCCACCUGCUACUGGAACGCCUGCGCUGCAGGGGAAACUACAUGCACAACAUUGAGGUGAUCCGACAGGGCAGCGGGGAGAUCGUGCCGUGGCGUCAGCCCUCAGAGGACGUCGAUGCUAGAAACUACCUGCCCUGCCCCCUCUGCCUUGGGUUCUUCCUCCGUGCUGAUCUCUGGAAACAUCAGGCGUCCUGUCGUAAGAAGCUAGCUGCUGACCUGUCCAGAGGUCCCUUCUUAGAUCUACUCACCCAGCAGGUGAAGACCUCCUCAGGUGAACCAACCUGUGAUUCAGCAGAACAAGCACCUACAGAUCCCGUCAGACUGUCUACGCACCAGCCCCUGUCCUCUGGUUCUGAUGUGGACCAGAACCAGAACUCUGCAGUGACUCCACCCAGGAAGAGGACCAGAGUCCAGGCUGCAGCAUCUCGCCUGCUGCCCAUCUCCAGUGGAGCUUCAGAGAGCUGCAGUGAGAUCCUGCACCGCAUGAACCAGGACACCGUGUCCCAUCAGGUGAAGUCUGAUUGGCUGAUCUGUAAAUACGGAAACAAGUUGAUGGGGAACCAAGAUGGUGGACUGAGGAGGUACGACUACUUCAGCCAGAAGCUCCGAGAACUUGGUCGGUUACUGCUGGCAGCCAAGUCUCUUGACUCCGACAUCCAGACCUUGCAGGACCUUCUGGCUCCAGGCCAUCUCAGCCUGGUUCUGUCAGCCGCCAGGAAGGCCUCUGGGUACAGAUGGAGCCGCCCCCCGCUAUCGAUCAAGACCACGCUGAAGACCAUCUGUGAGGUUGCCAUUGAACAGAGUCUGCAGGUUGCAGACUGGGAGGCUGCUGCCAGGGCUACCGACUUCUACCACAUGUUGGGGAAGGAGUGGGACACUCUAGGUCUGGAGAACCCUGGUCCUGACCCAGAGAAUUCAGAGGAAGGGACCACCCCAAAGAAACAAGUCUUCUGUCCCCACACGGAGAACAACCAGAGACCUGAUGUUCUGUUGAGGAUCAGUAAGAACCCAGAACCCUCCCAGAUUCCUCCAGGGUCCAGAUUGAGGACUUCAGUCUCAGUUCCUGCUGCUCCCAGGAAGGUCCGCCGUCGGCCCUGGUCUUCUGAGGAGAAGGAGGCCAUCUGGAGGCAACUGGGAGACCACGUCCUGGCCCAGUCGGUACCUGGAAAGGAGGUUUGUCAGCGAUGUCUAGACUUGGAACCUGUCCUCAAAGGAAGACAUUGGAAAGAUGUGAAAAACCAGAUCCACAACCAGAUCCAGAGCCAGAAGAAGCAGCAGUUUCAUGCCCAGAUGAACCUAGAAGAGAACCAGACAGGACAAACACCAAACCAGUCAUAUCAGACCCAAAUAGAUCAACAGAGCAGAGAACCUGCUCAGAACCAGAAGAAACCAAUAUACCAGGUCCAGAUGGACCUCCAGAUCCAGGACAACAUUCAAAGCCAGAUGAAGCAGCUGGAUUACAUCAAAGUGGGCCAGGACCAGCUUCACAUCCACAAGAAGCAUUUGUGCCAUAUGAGACUGGAUCUCCAGAGCCAUGGUCAGGUCCUUAAGAUACACCAAAUGGACCAUCAGAACCAGUCCCAUCAUAGCCUGGAUCAGGACACGUCCACUCUGACAGUCUCAUCCUAUGGACCUGACGGGCCUCUACCAGCUCCAGAACAUCUAGUGUUGGGCCAGGAACCUAACAUGCUCCACUAUCCUGUUCUGCCCAGAGAACCCAGAACCCAGAUGGACCCACUUCUGUCCAGAACCAGUUGGACUGAUGAGACUUUAGCCCAGAACUUCUCCAUCAGCAAAACACUGCUACCUGAUCCCAACUCUGGGAAUGUCCAGUUCUGAUGGUCUAAAUAUAACAGCAGCAGAGGUUUAUUGAACAUAAACUCAAACAUACCUGAUAUGUAUGUGUAUAUAUAUAUAUAUAUAUAUAUAUAUAUAUAUAUAUAUAUACACAUACAUAUAUACAAAGGUUUUUGUCCACUGUAAGGUCAAAGGUCACCAGACAUUGAUUUGUCCACAGUCUGCUUCAUCAAGGGUUAACUGUGUACUUUCCACUGCUCUAUGAACUUGCUGCUACCAAGAAGAGAAGCCAUAAUAAAAUUCCUUCUCCUGACUCCCUUA